Messenger RNA from Drosophila arizonae, 2572 nucleotides. RefSeq lists its product as uncharacterized. Lineage: Eukaryota; Metazoa; Arthropoda; Insecta; Diptera; Drosophilidae. Gene Ontology annotation, molecular function: G protein-coupled receptor activity. The record is from RefSeq and is a predicted model, not a curated record. Gene Ontology annotation, biological process: cell surface receptor signaling pathway; G protein-coupled receptor signaling pathway. Gene Ontology annotation, cellular component: membrane.
GACGUUGCUGAGUCAGAAGCUAUGAAUGUGCUCGGCUAUUUACUAGUGGCACUGACGGUAUCGGCGGGCAGAGCUUAUGGGAACUCGGACAGCGAUGACAGUGACGAGUCGCAGUGGGAGGACUGUCCGGUGGAGCACCAGCUGUGCAGUUUAGAGAGCCGCAAUAAUACGCCCGUGCGCUGCGUGGAGAAGCUCUUCAGGGCAGACAUAACUGGCCUGGUCUACUGCAAUGCCCAGCACUGUGAACCGGAAACGUUUAAACACGAUUACAUCGUACGCAAUCACGACCAGAGCCCGCAUGUCAACAGCUGGAAGCGGACCAGAGCGGGCGAGGUGGGCACGCUGCACGACGUCUGCCUGCUGCGCAAUGGAUUGCCCGUGACCCGCAAGUGCGAGGUGUGGGGCAUGCGAGCGCGGUGGGAGUCGCUCGACCAGCGGCCGUACGUGGUGUGCAUGCGCAGAUUCCGGGAGCGAUCGAUCAGCGUGGAGCUGAACAGCCUGCACGACGACAUGCUGGAGGGCAGGAGGCGUGCCAACAGCACCCAGGAGCGUCGUGGCACCACGGCAAUGAUGCGCGACAUGUUCCGGCAGCACGACAAGGCCCUGCUGCCAGCCGACGUGCAUGUGGUGGGCCAGGUGUUCGGGGAGCUGCUGGAGCAGGAGAAAGACGCCGCACUGAGCGCCGAUCUGAUCAGCAUUUGUCGCGAAAUCAUGUCCAGCGAUGCGCAGGUUCUGCAGCUCUCGGCUCAGCUGAAUGCGACCAACUCGCUGCUAAACAAAUUCGAGGACUACAUGGAUGCACUGCCGCAGCAGCUUGUGCCCCGAGAGCGUUGCGGCAGGGUCGUCGUUCAUGCGGCUGGCGAGGCUGGCGAGGUGGCUGCCAGUGGCAUGGAAAUCCUCAAUAAUGCCAAUCUCGGCGUGCAUGCCAUGUUGAGCAGCAACCUGAGCGUCUUCUAUGUGAAUCCCGAAUGCGAAAGCAUCACGGGCAUAGCUAUAUAUUCAGCGGCAGCUCCAGAUCGCAAGCAGGCCGUCAGCCAGUUUUGGUUUCGCUUUCUCUAUGCCAACGAGAACCUGGAGAAGCUGCGCCGGGAACAGGACCUGGAGACGGCCACGUAUGUGCCAGAGCAGCUGUGGAAGCAGCUGAAGCAGAGAGGCGCCACGUAUUUGAUACUCAAGAUCUAUGGCCACGACGGGCUCUUUGUGGAGACAGCUCCGCAACGCAGUCGCAGGCCGCGCAGCAAAGUCUUGUCCAUAUCGAUACCCGGCUGCGAGGGCACGCAGUUGCCCCAGCCGCUUCCCUUCCUGCUGCGCAACGAGAACCAUCGGCAGCCGGACACGCGGGCUGUCAACGCAGGCUGCGGCUGUGGCUACUGGAACUACCAGACUUGGGUGAGCGACGGCAUCACCACCAGCAAUGGAACGGAUCUGCUGCGGGAUCCGAUAGUCGUCUGCCAAACGCGCCACCUGACCCAGUUCUCGUACCUGGUGGGCGGCAGCUAUCGCAGCAACGACCUUGGCGACGAGGUGCUAGUGACCCCAAUCAAUGAGCGUGUGCUGGACAUCAUCUCCAUUGUGGGCUGCUGCCUGUCGCUCUUCGGCGUGCUGGGCAUCUUUCUGACAGCGCUGCUGUUCAAGAGCUGGCGCAGUCAGGCGUCCACCAAAGUGCUGAUGCACCUCUGCCUGGCCAUGAUGCUGCAAAUGGUGCUCUUCGUGUUCAUCAACACGGACGACAUCUCGGAGCAGCUGGUCGUCCAUGGCGACAACGUGCGCUGUGUGCUGCUGGGCGCUGCCAUGCAGUACACCAUUCUGGUGCUGUUCAGCUGGAUGCUGAUUAUCGCCUUCCUGCAGUUCCAGCGCUACGUCACGGUGAUUGGCGUCGAGCGGCCGCGUCGCUACAUCCUGAAGGCGGCUCUCGUGGCCUGGCUGCUGCCCCUGCUGCCCACGCUGCUGGUGGCGUGCAUCGAUCCGGAGUCGUAUGUGCCCACGGCCGAGCAGCUGGCCACGGACACGGGCAUCUGCUAUCCCUCCGGCUACGGGCUCACCUUCGGCAUCGUGCUGCCCGUGACGCUGAUUACGGUUGCCAACCUGGUGAUCUUUGUGUACGUCUUCUACAGCAUUUCGCACUCGCUCAGCCAGAGCAUUCAGCGGGCGGAGCGCAAGUUGGUCCACAAACAGAUUCGUCUGUCUGUGCUGCUCUUCUUCCUGCUCGGCCUGUCCUGGAUCUUUGGCAUCUUCGCUUACAUGCAGGCGGGCGUGGCAUUCUCGUACCUCUUCUGCCUAACGGCCACGCUGCAGGGCUUCGUGCUCUUCAUCUACUUUGUGCUGCUCGACGAGGUCAAUCGGCGAGCCUGGAUAGGCCUGCUCUGCCCCACCAAGAUGAAAAUGGACGUGCAGAAGCGCACUACCGAGUUGCAGUCGAUGACCACCAGCUCCACCAACUAUUCCAGACCGGUGCAAGGGGCAACCAGCUGCUGACUGAAACUUUGUAACGAACAAACUCUAACUAGCUGCGUAUUCAUAAUUUAUUGUAACUCAUAUUUAAUCAAUAAUUAAUAAACAUUGUGUAAAUUAU